Molecule: messenger RNA, 1401 nt
Organism: Mesocestoides corti
Lineage: Eukaryota; Metazoa; Platyhelminthes; Cestoda; Cyclophyllidea; Mesocestoididae
Source: the annotation of a GenBank genome assembly
AUGCGUCCUCCACAAACACCUUGCACCAAGACUGCAGCAGGGCGGACCUUGAAAUCUUCGAAAAACUGGCACACGAAGAACGCUCUGAAUAUUUCGCGAAAAAUUCUCCAGAAGUCCGUUUGUCAACAAAACAGGCGUGUUGACACCCUUCAACUCAACAAUGUCCAACUCGCUCGAAGGGUGUCUGAGUUGCAAAAAGAACUCACCCAAAGGGAUGCAGAACUCCAGGUGUCUCGCGAAGAGGCUUUCCAGCUGCGAAUGCAACUAAAUCGUCUCCAGAAUAACACCUUUGAGCCAUCGCUUUACACGCUUCGCGAUAUUUUGGCCUCCAUGGUAGAGGAGUCCUAUAAAGCCCAUCAGAUAGCCUCGAAUGCGUGCAGUAAAUUGACAUCGGCAGCUACCUGUGAUGCCUCAACAGCUGGAGAGGAUUCUGUGGCCCUGGAGAGGUCGAUCAAUAUGUCUUUUGCAAAUAUCGAGGCUACCUCACCGGCUACACCAGGCUCUGUCUUAGCGGUGGGACAGCCAGCCCUAUCUGACGCUUAUUUUGAAGGCGAACCUUGUCAACCCACUGAGGUGCCUGAAUCUGAAUACCCAGCAACUCGAGAAAGCGCCCAGUCCGUUGACAUGGACUGCGACUCGUUCACACGUACUUCUACUUCUACGGGUAGGACGAUGGACGUUGUGCAGGCGGCAAUUCCUGUGACCGACGGUGUGGUUGAAGUGGAUCCACCCACCUCCCGAACUGGUUCGUCACCGGAGUCGGCUUUGCUUGCAACCUCCGAUGAUGAGUAUGUCCCGGCUUCGAUGAAACGGGCGAGGAGGAAGGGUUCUAGCCGAAAUUCGCGCAGAAAAGCAAGACCAAAACCCAGAUCAAAAGCGCGUCCACCCGAUAAACCCUCCCCCACGAAAACCGUCUACUCCCUCGACACCUCCUCUGAUCAUCAUUUUGUUGCGCCGGAGCUUAAGGAGGAUGUCUCUCAGGAACGCAUUCUGAAGACUGGGGAAAAUGCGCCAAAACUGGCUUCUCCCAUCAACUUAGACAGUCCGGAGAAGGUCAUUGUGGUAGACAAGCCGGCCGUCUCCGAAGUCCAGCCAACCUCAAAACCACAGCACCGCAUGCCGAAGAGGAAACGCAAACGCCUCAAGCUAAUCGCUGACGACUCCGUCUUCAUUCCUAUAUCUGACGCAAUGAUGGUGAAUUGCUCGAACCGGGAAAGUGGCCUUAACAACGAAAACGCAUCACCCAGUGCUGCGGAGAAGGCUCCUUCCACUGGAAAAACUCCGUCUCGGACGUCAGAGAAAAGACGUCCCUUGUCCAUGAUGGAUGACCGACUAAUUUCGCGAAUCCACCGAGCCGGCCGCGACGCCAAACCGGUCCUGCCACCUACGUGGUCAGCUUGA